UUGGACGGUCAAAGGUACCUCGCUCUUCACAAGUUUUAGCUGUGUUCAAUUUGAAGAAAUAAUAUAUAUCUAUAACGCUUUUGGCCGCCGACACACUUUUACUACUUGACUUUUCCACAGUUUUUGUGUUUUUGACUCGGGCUGGUGCGGCGUUAAAAGAACCUCUUUAUUCAAUGUCUUUGCGAUCUCAUUGGCAGAACACGAUGAUCACAAGGAGAAGAAGCCGUGCCAUGGAGAUGCCAUCAGUAGACGUUGAGGAGGUGGAAGUAGUGGAAAACGAUAAAGAUCUUCCCAGCCCUUCUGAUGCGCUUGCUGCCGAUGACAUCGAUCAUCCAGGAAUUGAGCUAGAUGACCUGUUUGAAGAUUUAAAGUGGACUCUAGAAAAAGAUUCUUCCUCUCUACUUUUUGGCGUCGAUCUUGCCAAUCUAGAAGCAUGCAGCGACAUAAACCAAGACUCGGGGUUUGACGCUUCAUCCCGCUCAUCUCCAGACAGAACGUCUUCCGGCUCCAGGAUGAAAAACAGACAAAACCAGUCGAACCACGUCAUCAACAAAAACGCCAUCGCUGCCAGAUUGAACCGUCUCAAGAAGAAGGAGCACGUCAACAGCCUGGAGAAGCAGGUUGGCGUUCUGUCAACGGAGAACGCCGUGCUCAAACAAGAGAACUGUCAGUUGACUAAACGGGUGGAAGAAUUGGAGGAUGAAACCAGGUAUCUGAGGGCUGUGCUGGCCAAUGAGAGCAUGUUAGCCCAGCUCUUGUCCAGACUGAGCGGUGUGAAUGGGAUGAAAUUAUCUUCCUCGCUUUUCCAGGGGCCACGCUCUAACGAGCACGAUUAUGCGUUGCCCAGGAAGCGGGUGAAGGUGGAGGAGAAGGAGACGUCUGGCGGCGUGUGCCUGCAUGUAGACAAGAACCACGUGUCAGUCGAAUUCUGCCCAAAGUGUGCAGAGAGCGCGAGCACGUCGCUCAAAAUGUAGGGUCAAGUACUUCUGUUUUCUCAUAUUGAGACUAAACCGUAUGCGACUCUGUACUGAACUUUAUCAGGAUGGAUGAACACUGAGUUAAUUAGAGCUGCCUAAGAACUGCAGAAUGUGCAUGUGAUUUAUGCUAUUUGUUCUGGUGGGAUGAGUACACGUUACUGCUAAACCUUGUUGACAGUUUCUUCUAGGUAAUGGUUGCUCCGCCAUGGGGGAUGAGUGGCUUUCUGAACUCCCUCUUCCUGCUUGACGCCAUGUUCUGCUGAUGGGAGGUGACGAAGCUGGACACGCAGCUGCAACGUGGCCUGGUAUUUUUUUAAAGGGAGUACCGGUAACAAAUGGUAUAUGUAAUCUAAUUUUUACCCACAUUCUGCAUCACCUGUAGCUCUUGGUUGUAUCAGCAAAGCUCCUACAGCACUCGGAGCAAUUUGUAUAUUGAUUGUAUAUUGAAAUGUACAUUAAAAAAAAAGAACUGAUCACAGUUAAUUUUUAAAUCACAUCUAAUAAACUGUAAAUGUUUAAUUUUGAAUAUAUUUUCUUUUCACGUAAAUGCUCUGAGAAAUGUUGGACAAAUAAAUCCCAUUCUCUGUGUGUAAAAUACUAAAUAUCUGCUGAGUCUUGUUGUGUACUGUUGAUAUUAAUGCAUCUCUUUUUUCUUUCUAAACAGCAAGCUCUGCCGAUAAAGGUCUUAACUUUCCCUGAACAUUGGGUCAAGUCUGGUAACGGUUGUCAGAACAGAUGACAGUCCCCCUUGGAUGGAAUUAUAGAGCAUAGAAAGAUUCAUUUCAUUUAUCUGCCCAACUACAGUGCAUCCAGAAGGUUUUCACAGCACUUCACUUUCUCCACAUUUUAUAUUCCAGCCUUAUUAAAACAAUUUUUCCUCAAAAUUUUACACACAAAUACCCCAUGUGAGCAGCAAUGUGAGAAAAAGUUUGAGAUUUUUGCUAAACGAUGGAGGCGGAGUUCAUCGGACCUUCAGAGCAGCAGGAGUGUUUCUGGAUCCUUCUUUAUAUUUCUGCCUCAAGACCAUCCUGUCUCUGAGGUCUACAGAUGAUUCCUUUGAUUUCAUGUUUGCAGUGUCAACUGUAGGACCAUCUAUAGACAGGUGUGUGCCUUUCCACAUCAAGUCCAAUCAUCUGAAUUUACCACAGGUGCACUCCUAAGUUGUAGAAACAUUUUAUGGUUGAUCAGUAAAAUCUCAAAAGUUUUUUUCCAUGUUGUCAUAAUUUGGUGUCUGUAGAAUUUUGAAGGAAGAUUAAAGGCAGGGUAUAAUGUAAAAUACUUUUUUUUUCAAGCUUUACAUCAUGUUAUUCCCUCAUCAAAGACUUUCCUGGAGUGUUUCUUUGAAUUUGUCAUACAUAUUUGAGAAAUUGUAAAAUCUCCCCCAACAUUUGGGUGUCCAGAUUACGAGUCUGGAACAAGACUUGUAAUCAUUUUACAGUCUCACUACUGAAGGCAAACCAUUUCAGCUUGCUGAGAUAAAAAAAAAGCAUGAUUUUGCUUCACUUGGCUCAGUCAGUUAACUUAUUGUGGAAAUAAUGGAAUAAGUAAACAAGGUGCUACAUAUUUCCAUAAAGCUUCACCUGUCAGAGCACAGCUCACCUGCAGUUCCUCCACUUGGCUCCUUCUGACCAGCAGCUGUUAGCCAACACCUGGUGGACCUGCCUUUCUGAGCUCUCAUGAACUACUUAGGCCAACACUUUUAGGAGCGGUUCUAAAUGGCAGCAUGGAGGAACAGUUUUGUGAUGAUGUGCUGAAGGCAGAGUGCUGGAAAGAAGAGGAUCUUAAACGAGCUAAUUUUAAGGUUUCAAAUGUCUUUUGUUUCACAUAGACAGCAUUUUUUAUAACAAGUUGUAGUUAUCAGUGCUGUUUUGUAGCACAGUGUGCUUGGAAAAGACAUACCACCCUGGCAAUGUGGAAAAAGUGAAGAACUUAAAAUACUUCUGAAUGUACUGUAUUUUAGCUCAUUUUAGCUGUAGGUGCUUUUGUAUUCAUAUUUCCUGGGAGAGUGGAACAGAAAAGUAAUCUGUACUGCCACCUAUUGGUAUAUUGGUUACCCUUCAGACGUUCCCUGUUUUGUCUUUAAAGAAUUCAGUCGGCCGUAGUUGGUUUGACAAAUCCUCUGGUCCAGUGUUUCCCAACCCUGGUCCUCAAGGCACCAUGCCCUGCAUGUUUUAGGUAUCUUCCUGCUUCAACACACAUGAUUUCAAUUGAUGGCUGAUUAACAAGCUUUUUCUGAACUGCAAUCAUUUAAAUGGGUUGUGAUAAAGCAGAGAAACAUCUAAAACAUGCAGGGCAGUGUGCCUUGAGGACCAGGGUUGGGAAACUCUGGUCUAUGCUCCCACAUCAGUGGCUGUUAAGGCAAAUAAAUGAGUAUAUUGAACAUUAUUGUACUUUACCUUAUGGAGGCAUAAAACAUUGCAGGAAUAAAU
Molecule: messenger RNA, 3406 nt
Organism: Poecilia latipinna (sailfin molly)
Lineage: Eukaryota; Metazoa; Chordata; Actinopteri; Cyprinodontiformes; Poeciliidae
Gene: crebzf
Product: CREB/ATF bZIP transcription factor
Exons: 3
Coding region: 174-974 (266 amino acids)
Biological process (GO): regulation of DNA-templated transcription
Cellular component (GO): nucleus
Molecular function (GO): RNA polymerase II transcription regulatory region sequence-specific DNA binding; DNA-binding transcription factor activity, RNA polymerase II-specific
Source: RefSeq, a predicted model, not a curated record